AAAGUGCAUUUUGUGGGUUCCUCAAAUAAUUGCACUUUUAGCACUGUCUUUUUGAGUUCCUCUAGAGCUUUUUUUUUUAACAAUUAUACAUAAAGAUCUAACUCAACAUAUCUCCCCUUAGUUUUCCUCUUCCACCUACUCUUCAAAAGUAUAAAAAGUUCAUUCAUUGAUAUACGUAUCAGAGACGGAUUCAGAAUUUAUCUAUGGUUUCCGAAAGAAAAUUGGCAAGUGCAAUGGGUGGAAAAACAACAAGAGCAUGUGACAAUUGUAUUAAAAAAAGGGCACGUUGGUAUUGUCCGGCCGAUGAUGCAUUUUUAUGUCAAAAUUGUGACGCUUCCGUUCAUUCGGCGAACCCUUUGGCGCGUAGGCACGAAAGGGUUCGUCUUAAAACAUCAUCACUAAAACAACCAUCAUCACCAUCAUCAUCAUCAGACGAUUACUUUCCCGAUUUGGAAAGUCCGGUAUCAAUUUCAUCAGUGUCAGUGUCAGUGUCAGUCCCAUCGUGGCAUCGCGGAUUUACUAGGAAGGCACGGACUCCUAGGCAUGGGAGGAAGGCUAGUAAAUCCGCGGGGGAUGGAGAUGUCAUUCGAAAGAAUCCUAUUCAUCUCGUCCCUGAGAUAUUAAGCGAUGAAAAUUCACUUGAUGAGAAUGAAGAGGAGCAACUUUUAUAUCGAGUGCCCAUACUCGAUCCCUUCGUGGGCCACCUUUACAGCUCAUCGACAGCACCAGCAGAUGCAGAUUCAGAAUUUAAACUCGAAUCUAAGGAGAUGACAUUGCAGGAUGAUAUCUGUAACGUCGAUCUGAAUAGAUUUCACGAGAUGUUACCCUCGGAGAUGGAGCUAGCGGAAUUCGCAGCCGAUGUUGAGAGUUUACUAGGUAAAGGACUUGAUGAUGAGUCAUUUGAUAUGGAAGGAUUAGGUCUAUUAGGGGUUUGUAACAAGGAGGAAAAUUCAAUGAUUAGUCAUGAAAAAGUCAAAAUUGAAGAUGAGGGAGAAAUGGAAGUCGUUACAAAAACAACUUCUCCUACUACUCACGAUCAUCAAUAUAAUCAGACUCAUGAUAUUGAUAUUAACGAAGACACCUUUGAGUUCAAAUUUGAUUACGAUUCAUCGAUAAAUAUUAUCGGAGACGAUGAAGUAGUGAUGAAGGAUGAAAAUGAAAAGAAGAUUUUAUUAAAUCUUGACUAUGAAGGUGUAUUAAAAGCAUGGGCUGACCAAAGGUGUCCUUGGACUAAUGGUGAAAGGCCAGAAUUGGAUUCAAAUGAAUCAUGGCCAGAUUGCAUGGGAAAUUACAUGGGAAUAAUGAACGAAAAUGUAACAAUAGUGGAUAGAGGAAGAGAAGCGAGAGUAACAAGGUACAGAGAAAAAAGACGAACAAGAUUAUUUUCAAAGAAAAUAAGAUACGAAGUUAGGAAAUUGAAUGCCGAAAAGAGGCCAAGAAUGAAAGGAAGAUUUAUUAAAAGGGCCAAUUUUGUAACAACAAGCACUCCUAAUUACCCUUUGGUUAAAUAAUUAAUGUUAGUUUAAUUUAAUUUACAUUUUUUUAACACCAAGUUUUUUGUAAUACUUUUUUUACUAGCUGUAAAAAAUAGUACUACUUGUAAAUUUGGAGAGCUUUCUUGUAUAUAGUCCAUAAUAAAUUAGCCAUGCUAUAAAAGUUUUGUCAUUUUGAAUUAGGA
Molecule: messenger RNA, 1678 nt
Organism: Solanum pennellii
Lineage: Eukaryota; Viridiplantae; Streptophyta; Magnoliopsida; Solanales; Solanaceae
Product: zinc finger protein CONSTANS-LIKE 16-like
Exons: 2
Coding region: 204-1511 (435 amino acids)
Biological process (GO): regulation of DNA-templated transcription
Cellular component (GO): nucleus
Molecular function (GO): zinc ion binding; protein binding
Source: RefSeq, a predicted model, not a curated record